Messenger RNA from Lactuca saligna, 360 nucleotides. NCBI's taxonomy places the organism in Eukaryota, Viridiplantae, Streptophyta, Magnoliopsida, Asterales, Asteraceae. The record is from the annotation of a GenBank genome assembly.
AUGACAUUCAAUUUGAGGACUAAUCUUUUUGGCAUGAUUGUGUUACCUGAACCCUGUUGGGAAACUGCAAGACUAACAACAAUCCAAGAUUCUCUCGCUGUGCUUUCUACUAAAGAUGGUGAAACUUGGACGUGGGUGAGAAGAGACGCUUCAUGGUCUGUUGCUUUCAAAACUAAAAUAGGACAAGAUUUGGGAGGGGCACAAUCAAAGUUGGUGGACUUUAAUGGCACUUUUGGUAUAGUUGGAAUGGAAAUGUGUGCCCAAAGCAUUCAAUUGUUAGGCAUGAGCACUUCUUAUGAGGAAAAACAACCAUCUUUUCUUGAAGGAAUAAAGACAGGCGAAAUAACUCAGCUUCAUUAA